Cheilinus undulatus (humphead wrasse) is the source of this 3623-nucleotide messenger RNA. Its product is annotated as clathrin interactor 1-like. The coding region runs from base 156 to 2126 and encodes 656 amino acids. The transcript has 12 exons. Lineage: Eukaryota; Metazoa; Chordata; Actinopteri; Labriformes; Labridae. The record is from RefSeq and is a predicted model, not a curated record. Gene Ontology annotation, cellular component: plasma membrane; clathrin vesicle coat; endosome. Gene Ontology annotation, molecular function: phospholipid binding; clathrin binding. Gene Ontology annotation, biological process: endocytosis.
UUAACCGCAGCGGCCACUGUCCGCUGUACUAUCGGAUAUUAUUGAGGGGUAGGGGGUGUUGUCGUCGGUAACCGGAUACCACCUCUGUCUUGUGGGGCGUAGAGACACGGGGGCGACGCAGUACCGAGGCGGCAAGCCCGCUGUUCCGUGUGGAGAUGCUGAAUAUGUGGAAAGUCAGAGAGCUGGUGGACAAAGCCACCAAUGUGGUUAUGAACUACUCAGAGAUCGAGUCCAAGGUGAGAGAGGCCACCAAUGAUGACCCCUGGGGACCCUCUGGACAGCUGAUGGGAGAAAUAGCCAAAUCUACCUUUAUGUAUGAGCAGUUCCCAGAGGUGAUGAACAUGUUGUGGACCAGGAUGCUAAAAGACAACAAGAAGAACUGGAGACGAGUCUAUAAGGCACUACUGCUGCUGGCCUAUCUGAUAAGGAACGGGUCUGAAAGAGUAGUAACUAGUGCCAGAGAACACAUCUACGACCUGAGAUCUCUAGAAAACUACCACUUCAUUGAUGAGAAUGGUAAGGAUCAGGGAAUCAAUGUGCGUCAGAAGGUGAAAGAGAUGGUGGAGUUUGUACAGGACGAUGACAGACUGAGAGAGGAGAGGAAGAAAGCCAAGAAGAACAAAGAUAAAUACAUCGGAGUCUCCUCUGACAGUAUGGGUGGAGGAGGCAUUAAGAACUCUACUGAGUUGGAUCGAAACAAGUGGGAUGAGGACUGGGACAAGAGCAGAGGAGCUUUCCCCUUCAGUGAGAAGCUCGGAGAGAUCAGUGACAAGAUUGGUAGCACCAUCGACGACACACUCAAUAAAUUUAGAAAGAAGGAGCGGGACGACUCGCCUGACAGAAUCAGUGACAACGAGGAGGACAGAGCAUCAAGAAAUGGAAGGCAGGAAACCCUUGAAUUUAAAGAUGAGGAAGAAACUGUCACAACAAAGAGCAUUCAGAUCACACAAGCUACUGAAACCACAACCACCACCACGCGGAAACGGAGUGGAGCAACGAGCAGUAAAACUCUGGAUCUGGGUGCUGCAGCCCACUACACGGGAGACAAAAGCCCCGAGGAGAAGUCUUCAGUUAGACAGUCCUCAAGUAGCGGAUUGGCUGACCUGUUAGUCAUCGAUCCUUCAUCCAAUCAGAAUACUACAACAGGUGGCAGUUCGGACCUCAUUGGUGGCUUUGCUGACUUCUCCUCUCCUGCUGCCUCUGCCAGCCUCCCAACUUCUACCGCUGCUGCAUCAUCUAAUGGAAAUGGUGAAUUUGGAGACUGGAAUGCAUUCUCAACCAAUCAGCCAGCCUCGUCUAGCUCUGGUCCCUCCCAGCAGGUCAAUGAUCUGUUUGGCAGCAUCCCGUCACCUUCGGCCCCUGUCUCUAACCCUGCGCCUGUCCCGCCCUCCGCUGAGCUCUUUGACCUGAUGGGCGGAGUUAACCACCAGCUGACCAACCAGCAUACAACACUGAGUGCCUCUCAGAGCAUGACUUUCUCUCUGGGAGGGACAACGCCGGGACCGUCUGUUACUUUGCCUACCAUGCCCCUUUCUCGCUCACAGCAGAGCUUGGGAGGCAUGACAUCCCAGCAGCCUUUGGGACAACAGCAGAAGGGAGUUGGAGGUCAGGGAUCAUUGGGGUCAACAUGGUCGGAUCCCUCUGUCAACAUCAGCCUGGACUUCCUAUCAGCUGGCCUCAAUCCCACAAAGACACCUCCUACACUCAACAACAUCAUUCAGCAACAAGGUGUGCCUCCUGUCAACCUGCUGGCUCAGAACUUUGGAGGGCUAAACCUCAGCUCCCCACCACACGUAACACCCAUCAGACCACCAGCCAAUCCCAUGAUGGCAAGCAAUGCCAUGACAAUGGGCAUGCCUGCAUCCAUGGCAACUGGUAUGCCUGCUUCUUUGGCAGCGAGUAUGCCCCCGUCUAUGAACACAGGGACCAUGGGAAUUCCUGUAAACCAAGGCAUGAUGGGAAUGAACAUGAGCAUGAAUAUGGGCAUGGCUGCUCCAGUGAUGAUGGGUGGCAUGGCUGGCAUGGGAGUGCCAGGAGUAGGGAUGGGCCUUGCACAUUCAAUCGCCCCAGCCGUGAUUCCACCCAAACAAGAUGCCUUUGCUAACUUCGGCAGUUUUGGGAAAUGAAGAAGUGCAACUUUGUGUGUGUGAGAGUGUAUGUGAGUGUGCAUGAGACACUAUGAGAGGGCCACAGGACUGCGUUACUUGAAAGACAACCUUGCAUGUAUCCGUCUCUGCUUCCUCUCUUUGGUGAGCUGGCACCAGCGCGUUCACCAUUCAAGCCUGUUGACAUGGUGGUAGAGCAGGGGUAGAGCACCCACUGGUGCCCCUCUACACAACAGUUAUUUGUGGGAAUAAAAAAGCAGGGCAGGCAUCAGGCCAUAGCCUUGAGUCAUUACUGUCCAAUGAGGAGAUGAUUUUCAUCUAUUUUUUAUAAUGACUGAAGUCCCCCUUUGUUACAAUAAAAUAACUGCUAAAAAUGUACUCUACAUACAGAGAAUUUAAUCAGUAAGUCUGACUCACUGUAAAUGGCAUUGUAGCCUUAAUCCAUCACUGUAGCCUGAAAUAUCGUGUUUUGUAUGAUCUCAGCAAAAUUAAUGUAUACCAACAUUAAAGCCAUGAAAUUAUCUCCAGAGGUGGCUCUAUUACUUUCUCUCUCACCUCGUGCCAACAGUGAUACAGUAACAGUGUUUCCAGCAGAGGGCAGGAUGGAUGUGUUAUUUCAGAGGACUUCUUGAGCCCUUUAAGUGUAAAAAGAUUCUUUCCCUCCUCACCUCUUUUUAUCAGACUUCUGAAAGUUUGCACUGGCUCAGUUUGUCUAUGUUUAAAGAUAGGUUGAGUGAAGGAACAAAGGUCCCUCACACACUGCAGUGCUCUUCAUUUCAAACUCUUCACAUCAAAACCAGAUUAAAGGUCAGCCAGUAUUUUAUUCAAAGAACCAUUUACAGAUAGUCUGUUUUAAACCCCCUCUCAGUUAGUCAUUUCAGAGAAGCAGUUAAUGGAUGCCCUAGGAGUUGAUGUUAGCAUUGCUUUCUGGCAUGAGUCUAUCAUUUCUAUUUACUUUUACCAACAGACAUGGGUGGAGGUGCAGAAUGAUAUUUUUAAGAGUAUUUUCAAACAAGCUGCCGAAAAAUAAAAGAUGGCCACCAUUCUGCAAGCAAAUGCUGUUCUCUCUUGCCCUACAAACAUUUUCAAAAAAUUCUUAUUUGACCAAAAGGAUGGUUUUAUGAAUUGAAUUUUUGAAUAAAGGACUUACAUGGUUAGCUCAGACCAAGACAAACAUUUCGGGGGGUCUCAAGUAAGGUGUGUGUAAGAAAGCGUGAAUGAGUGUGUGAGACUUUGUGUGGAUACAGUUUUCUCUGUUUGAUGUGCAAACACAGCUAAGCGGGCUUCUUGUCAUUUUCUGAGGCCCUGAACUCCAAAUGACCAAAUCUUUAUUUUGUUACUCUCAGAAGGAUGAUUCCAUAGUUAUUAGUUUAAUAUUUUAUUAGGUUACCUGCAAGGUUAAGUUCAUAUGGCAGAGAGCUACUAAUAACAUAAUUCAGUAGACAGGAGUCAUGUUUUUGUUUCUUAUUUUGGAACAGCUUGUUUUAUUUGAUUUUACGCUAUAUUUUCUGUACUUCA